This is a messenger RNA of Nakaseomyces glabratus, 1695 nucleotides long. RefSeq names its product dynein intermediate chain (gene PAC11). Gene Ontology annotation, molecular function: dynein heavy chain binding; dynein light chain binding. The record is from RefSeq and is a predicted model, not a curated record. NCBI's taxonomy places the organism in Eukaryota, Fungi, Ascomycota, Saccharomycetes, Saccharomycetales, Saccharomycetaceae. Gene Ontology annotation, biological process: intraciliary transport. Gene Ontology annotation, cellular component: cytoplasmic dynein complex; ciliary plasm.
AUGUCUGAAAGUGUCAAGGAAAAAUGGACGUACUUGGAAGAGCUACGACGUAGGAAACAAGUUUUGUUGAAUGGCGCAACUGAAACAGAGCCAAUUACUUUUGAAUCCAAAGGAGACGAUGAAACUACUGCACAAAUCGAACCUAUAAUAGAUGAGAACAAACAAUCUUUUAAAAUGACUACAAAUAGCCUGGUUACAGAAGAUGUUGGUGUACAAACUAUGGCUGUUGAGAUGAUCGAUGAAGGAUUCGAUGCAAGGCCAUUAAAGGGAAACGAUGAUGAUAUCCUUGUAGUCAGUGAACAAUUUGUAACAGUUGGUCAACCAAUAUUACUAUCGCGAUUUGAACACUCUAAAGAUGAGGAUGAUAUAAAGUUCGAUUUGGGGCAGUCAGGUUACAAAAUUUUAACAAGAUGGAUAUUUGAUGAGUUGAUUGUCAGUACAGGUGGUAAGUUGGUAUGCGUCUCAACAGACUAUUUUGAUGGGAAAGUCAUCUUUGUGUUUCAACAAGAAGUAGUGGAUAAAAACGAUAUACAGUUGAUGUUAAAUAGCUGGCUAAUUUUGAUUGACAUCAAUCGAUUGGAAGACAAAAUACAAAGAGUGAAAUUUGAAGGUCAAAAAAUCAUCAGGGGACAAUUUGUUAACAAAUCUUUGAAAUCGAAGAUUUUAACUAUACUUUUAACCUCCAAUAUCGGUAAGACAAUUAUUUGCGAAUUCAAGACAGAUUCACAUACAGGUGAGUUGCAGCACUCAAUUGCGCUAAAAAAUUAUCACUAUUCCCCAAUUUAUGCUAUUGAUGAAUUCCAGAAUGUUAGUUCAGGAGAUGAGAGAUUUUUAACUGCAAGCGCUAACGGUAUUCUAAAUAUGAUAAGCUCUACAUCGCUACAGAUUUAUGAUAAGGUAGAUUCAGGCUGUUCAGUGGUGGGCUCAAUUAAAAUUGUACCACCAAAAAGGGCCUUGGUGUUGGAACGCUAUAAUAAGUUUAGUGAUGAUGAUAUAACUGAUAUCGAUGAAAGAGAAUUAUGGUCUCCAACAAGAUUAUUUGUCGAAAAACUUUACAGGGUAUCAAUGUUUGAAGAGAUUGGCGUAACAUCUCUAAGUAUAUCCCCGGAAAACAAUAACCAGGUUUUUGUAGGUACUGAAGAUGGUGGCAUAUAUAAAAUAAUGCUUGAUUCAAUUAAGGACAAGAAAAUAUCGAUUAGUAUGGACAAUCACGGUUUUCUACCGGAAAUGUCCCAACAGAGCAGGCUUAGGAGCAUUUUUCAUACCUCAGAUGUUACCUCGCUAAAAUUUUUAGACAUUACAAUAUCUAACAAGUUUAUGCCAUCGAUUCUAUUAUUAUCAUCCUCUAUGGAUAACUCAGCGUGUAUUUGGGACACAUUAAGCAGCCAGUUGCUAACAAUUAUUAAUGAGCAAUUACCAGUGCUGCAAGCUGAUUGGCUACUCACUGCAAAAGGUUUAAUGGUAUGUAUAUUGACUUGGACAGAACUUAAACUGUACUCGAUCACAUACAACAAUAAAGGGUUGGAGCAUCAAAUUUCAACGCGAAUCUUGGCUUCUUCACUAUUGCAAAGGGAGAACCAAGAAACAGCUCCUAGUUUUUCGACGUUUAAUAUUAUCACUGAGCCAGAUAAAACAGCAAAGAUACUGAUUGGAACCACAAGCCAUGCCACUUUUGAACUAGAACUUCCAGAAUAA